Molecule: messenger RNA, 5435 nt
Organism: Camelus dromedarius (Arabian camel)
Lineage: Eukaryota; Metazoa; Chordata; Mammalia; Artiodactyla; Camelidae
Product: leucine-zipper-like transcriptional regulator 1
Exons: 38
Coding region: 65-4159 (1364 amino acids)
Biological process (GO): execution phase of apoptosis
Cellular component (GO): mitochondrion; Golgi apparatus; cytoplasm
Molecular function (GO): oxidoreductase activity, acting on NAD(P)H; protein binding; 2 iron, 2 sulfur cluster binding
Source: RefSeq, a predicted model, not a curated record
CCCUAGGCCUCCCACAGCCCGACACCUGUGGGCCUGUUCUCCACCCGGCUGCGGGCCACUCGCCAUGGGCGGCUGCUUCUCCAAGCCCAAGCCAGUGGAGCUCAAGAUCGAAGUGGUGCUGCCAGAGAAGGAGCGGGGCAAGGAGGAGCUGUCCGCCAGUGGGAAGGGCAGCCCCCGGGCCUACCAGGGUAACGGCACGGCCCGCCACUUCCAUGCAGAGGAGCGCCUGGCUGCCCCCCACCCCUACCCCAGCACUCAGGACUGCGUGGAGGCCGCUGUCUGCCACAUCAAGGACCUGGAGAAUGGCCAGAUGCGGGAAGUGGAGUUGGGCUGGGGAAAGGUUUUGCUGGUGAAGGACAACGGGGAGCUCCAUGCGCUGGGCCACAAGUGCCCCCACUAUGGUGCGCCUCUGGUGAAAGGAGUGCUGUCCCGUGGCCAUGUGCGCUGCCCCUGGCACGGGGCCUGUUUCAACAUCAGCACCGGAGACCUGGAGGACUUCCCUGGCCUGGACAGUCUGCACAAGUUCCAGGUGAAGAUUGAGAAGGAGAAGGUGUAUGUCCGGGCCAGCAAGCAGGCCUUGCAGCUACAGCGGAGGACCAAGGUGAUGGCCACAUGCAUCUCUCCAAGCGCUGGCCACAGUGGCAGCACCAAUGUGCUCAUUGUGGGCGCAGGGGCAGCAGGCUUGGUGUGUGCAGAGACAUUGCGGCAGGAGGGCUUCUCAGACAGGAUUGUCCUGUGCACGCUGGACCGGCACCUUCCCUACGACCGGCCCAAGCUCAGCAAGUCACUGGACACACAGCCAGAGCACCUGGCCCUGAGACCCAAGGAGUUCUUCCGAGCGCAUGGCAUCGAGGUGCUCACCGAAGCCCAGGUGGUUACAGUGGAUGUGAGAAACAAGAAGGCUGUGUUCAAGGACGGCUUCAAGCUGGAGUAUAGCAAGCUGCUGCUGGCACCCGGGAGCAGCCCUAAGACCCUGAGCUGCAAAGGCAAAGAUGUGGAGAACGUGUUCACGAUCCGGACACCUGAGGAUGCCAACCGCGUGGUGAGGCUGGCUCGGGGCCGCAACGCUGUGGUCGUGGGAGCUGGCUUCCUGGGGAUGGAGGUGGCCGCCUACCUGACGGAGAAGGCCCACUCGGUGUCGGUGGUGGAGCUGGAGGAGACGCCCUUCAGGAGGCUGCUCGGCGAGCGUGUGGGCCGUGCCCUGAUGAAGAUGUUUGAGAACAACUGGGUCAAGUUCUACAUGCAGACGGAGGUGUCGGAGCUGCGGGCCCAGGAGGGAAAGCUGAAGGAGGUCGUGCUGAAGAGCAGCAAGGUCGUGAGGGCUGAUGUCUGUGUGGUGGGCAUUGGCGCAGUGCCCGCUACAGGCUUCCUGAGGCAGAGUGGCAUCGGCCUGGAUUCCCGAGGCUUCAUCCCUGUCAACAAGAUGAUGCAGACGAACAUCCCGGGCGUGUUUGCAGCUGGCGAUGCCGUCACCUUCCCCCUGGGCUGGAGGAACAACCGGAAAGUGAACAUCCCACACUGGCAGAUGGCCCACGCCCAGGGGCGCGUGGCAGCCCAGAACAUGCUGGCACAGGAGGCAGAGAUCAGCACGGUGCCCUACCUGUGGACCUCCAUGUUCGGCAAGAGCCUGCGCUACGCAGGGUACGGAGAAGGCUUCGACGACGUCAUCAUCCAAGGGGACCUGGACGAGCUGAAGUUCGUGGCUUUUUACACCAAAGGCGACGAGGUGAUCUCGGUGGCCAGCAUGAACUACGAUCCCAUCGUGUCUAAGGUGGCUGAGGUGCUGGCCUCAGGCCGCACCAUCCGGAAGCGGGAGGUGGAGCGUAGCAAGCACACAGUGGUGGCCUAUAAAGAUGCCAUCUAUGUAUUUGGUGGAGACAACGGGAAGACAAUGCUCAAUGACCUUCUUCGGUUCGACGUGAAGGACUGCUCCUGGUGCAGGGCGUUCACUACCGGGACCCCUCCCGCCCCCCGCUACCACCACUCGGCCGUCGUCCAUGGCAGCAGCAUGUUCGUCUUUGGGGGCUACACAGGGGACAUUUAUUCCAAUUCUAACUUGAAGAAUAAAAAUGACCUCUUUGAAUACAAGUUUGCAACUGGACAGUGGACAGAAUGGAAAAUUGAAGGACGGCUGCCGGUCGCUAGGUCGGCCCAUGGUGCCACAGUGUACAGUGACAAGCUGUGGAUCUUUGCUGGCUACGAUGGCAACGCCAGGUUGAACGACAUGUGGACAAUUGGCCUCCAGGACCGGGAGCUCACGUGCUGGGAGGAGGUGGCCCAGAGCGGCGAGAUCCCCCCCUCCUGCUGCAACUUCCCGGCCGCUGUGUGCCGGGACCGGAUGUUCGUCUUCUCAGGGCAGAGCGGGGCCAAGAUAACCAACAACCUCUUCCAGUUUGAGUUCAAGGACAAAACGUGGACACGCAUCCCCACUGAACACCUGCUCCGGGGCUCCCCACCGCCCCCACAGCGGCGCUAUGGGCAUACCAUGGUGGCCUUUGAUCGCCACCUCUACGUGUUUGGUGGUGCGGCUGACAACACGCUCCCCAACGAGCUGCACUGCUACGAUGUGGACUUCCAGACCUGGGAGGUCAUCCAACCCAGUUCGGACAGUGAGGUCGGUGGGGCCGAGGUGCCAGAGCGAGCAUCUACUUCUGAGGAGGCGCCUGCUCUGGGCUCCGAGGAGCGAGGCAGCUGCAAGAAGUCCCGGGAUGUCUUUGGCCUGGACUUUGGCAGCACCACCACCAGGCAGCCCACCCCGCCGGCCUCCGAGCUGCCCAGUGGGAGGCUCUUCCACGCGGCGGCUGUGAUCUCCGACGCCAUGUACAUCUUCGGGGGCACUGUGGACAACAACAUCCGCAGCGGGGAGAUGUACAGGUUCCAGUUCUCCUGUUACCCUAAGUGCACGCUGCACGAAGACUACGGGAGGCUGUGGGAGAGCCGCCAGUUUUGUGACGUGGAGUUCGUGCUGGGUGAGAAGGAGGAGUGCGUGCAGGGCCACGUGGCUAUUGUCACCGCACGGAGCCGCUGGCUCCGCAGGAAGAUUGUGCAGGCUCGGGAGCGGCUGACUCAGAAGCUGGAGGAAGAGGCAGGCAGGGAGGGUCCCGGUGCUGUGCCCAGGGAGGGUCCUGGUGUGGCCGUGGGUGGGGUCCGGCCGCCCCUGCUGCGCGUGGCCAUCCGUGAGGCCGAGGCCCGGCCCUUCGAGGUGCUCAUGCAGUUCCUCUACACAGACAAGAUCAAGUACCCUCGGAAAGGCCACGUGGAGGACGUGCUGCUCAUCAUGGAUGUGUACAAGCUGGCGCUAAGCUUUCAGCUGUGCCGCCUGGAGCAGCUGUGCCGCCAGUACAUCGAGGCCUCCGUGGACCUGCAGAACGUGCUGGUUGUGUGUGAGAGCGCCGCCCGGCUGCAGCUCGGCCAGCUCAAGGAGCACUGCCUGAACUUCGUGGUGAAGGAGUCGCACUUCAACCAGGUGAUCAUGAUGAAGGAAUUCGAGCGCCUGUCGUCCCCUCUGAUCGUGGAGAUCGUGCGGCGGAAGCAGCAGCCACCUCCCCGCAGCCCCUCGGACCAGCCUGUGGACAUCGGCACGUCUCUGAUCCAGGAUAUGAAGGCGUACCUGGAGGGCGCAGGAGCAGACUUCUGUGACAUCACGCUACUGCUGGAUGGGCACCCGCGGCCAGCCCACAAGGCCAUCCUGGCCGCCCGCUCCAGCUACUUUGAGGCCAUGUUCCGGUCCUUCAUGCCCGAGGAUGGCCAGGUGAACAUCUCCAUCGGGGAGAUGGUGCCCAGCAGGCAGGCCUUCGAGUCCAUGCUGCGCUACAUCUACUACGGCGAGGUCAACAUGCCGCCCGAGGACUCACUCUACCUGUUCGCGGCCCCCUACUAUUACGGCUUCUACAACAACCGACUGCAGGCCUACUGCAAGCAGAACCUGGAGAUGAAUGUCACGGUGCAGAAUGUGCUGCAGAUCCUGGAGGCGGCAGACAAGACGCAGGCGCUGGACAUGAAGCGGCACUGCCUACACAUCAUCGUGCACCAGUUCACCAAGGUCUCCAAGCUGCCCACACUGCGCUCGCUGAGUCAGCAGCUGCUGCUGGACAUCAUUGACUCCCUGGCCUCCCACAUCUCCGACAAGCAGUGUGCAGAGCUCGGUGCCGACAUAUGAGGGCCCACAUGGUACUGGCCUCACCCACCCCACCCACGCCACUGCGGAGACUUCUGGCGACACUCAGGCCUGUGGGUGCCCAGGGCCCCCACAGAGAGCUGAGGGGUACAUGAGACAGGGAGCUGCAAAUGUCCCACCUUACUGCUGAAGACACUGGUCCCACAGGAAGCAGAGAGGGAAGGAGGCCCCCAGAAUGGCACCCUCUCUGGGGUGGGGGUGGGGAGCCAGGGCUCAGCAAAGAGGACCCAGCAGGACGGAUCCUGGCCAGGGCCUGGUGGGGGAGAGAUGAGCCCAACAGGGAGCUGGCUUUGUGUCCCCCACCUGGUAGGGACCCAAGGGGACCUCCUGCCACCUGGAACUUGUGCAUGGGCAACACUGAUGGGCAGAUGGAGUCUGACUGAAGAUGAAUUUUGGGGUGAAGGGCCCUGAGGUCAGCUCCCCACCCACGAAGUGUCACUCAGGACUGGGCUGGGUAUCUGCAGGCCCUGCAGGAUCCCAUCUGCCUGUGUGUGCAUCAGGGCCCCAGGCUGCACCAGGAAGACAGAAGAGAUGCACCCCCAGUCCCCGCCUGUCCCUAAGUAUUUAUUGUCACAGGCUUGCCUCUAUUAAAGCCACAGCAAUGCUACCUACACAGAGCUCACCAUGCAGUCCCCACUGGUGGGUUGUGGCCCUCUGUCCUCCCAGAGCCUAGGCCUGGCUGGGAGCCUGGGUGCUGGGAUCAGCAGUCUUGCCUGGUUCUCUGUGCCUGUAGCCCCUCGCCCCUGCCCCCACCCAGGGUGGCCCAGUCAUGCAGGGGAAGGGCUGGUGGGAACAAUACAGGCUGGCAUGGUGCUGUUCCACUCCCAGGGGGCUCUCCUGGCCCCUGUGGUGAACCCUGCUUGCACACUCCACUGUAGGCUCCUGUCUGGGCUAGGACUCUUGAGGACAAGCCGACUCCUUCCCUGAACCGUUCGGGCCUGGCUUACACAAUGCCACUUUGGGAAAACAUGAACUCUCUUCUCGGCCUCCAGUUGAGCCUGCACAACUGUGGCACCUGCCACUCCUCAGGCCUUGCUAAGAGCCCUGGGGACCAUGAGCAGGUAGACCCUUGGGCAAGGGAAGCCUGCCUGCAGGCCGCCAGAAAGCGAGGAAAGGGUGGGGCAAGAUGUGCCUCCACUGGCUUGCAGGCUUGGGAACCACCUGGACCCUCUGCUAUCCGCAUCUGCCUCCUAUUGAGUGCCAUUUGACUCUCCCAGGCACAAUGUGAAUAAAAGUUGCACUCCAAGGGCCAAGCAAA